Messenger RNA from Fraxinus pennsylvanica, 3201 nucleotides. Lineage: Eukaryota; Viridiplantae; Streptophyta; Magnoliopsida; Lamiales; Oleaceae. The record is from the annotation of a GenBank genome assembly.
AUGGAGGCCAGUGCAGGCUUAAUAGCUGGUUCUCACAACCGGAACGAACUUGUUAUGAUCCGUCGUGAUGGAGAGUUCUUGCGAAAGCCGCCAGAGCAGUUAAUCCGGAAAAUAUGCCAGAUAUGUGGAGAUGAAGUUGGAUUGACAGUGGAUGGAGAACUGUUUGUGGCUUGCAAUGAAUGCGCCUUCCCCAUUUGUAGGACUUGCUAUGAGUACGAGCGUCGUGAAGGAAGCCAGGUAUGCCCUCAGUGCAAAACCAGGUUCAAACGUCUCAAAGGUUGUGCUAGGGUCGAUGGGGAUGAAGAAGAGGAUGACAUUGAUGAUCUCGAGAAUGAGUUCAAGCAGCAGGAUUUCGCGCUUGUGCCUGUAGGACUUGUUCAUGAUGCCUUGCCUUCUCAAGUCCUCCUUCUCACUGAUGGUAGCACGGUUGAUGAUACCCCACUUGAACGACAUGCUCUGGUCCCUACAUAUGGUGGUGUUGGUAAAAGAGUUCAUCCUCAUUCUUCGACUAAUUACUGCCUUCCAGUUCCAGUUCAACCUAGACCGUUGGACCCUUCGAAGGAUUUAGCAGUGUAUGGCUAUGGUAGUGUAGCCUGGAAAGAGAGGAUGGAGAAUUGGAAACGAAAGCAAGAGAGAAUAAAUGCCAGGCAUGAAAAUGGAGGCGAAGAUUCUGAUGAUGAUGGAGAAGGACCAGAUCUAUCCUUGAUGGAUGAGGCUAGACAGCCACUAUCAAGAAAAGUACCUAUUCCAUCAAGUCAAAUCAACCCUUAUCGAAUGAUAAUUAUUAUCCGUCUUGUAGUUCUUGGAUUCUUCUUCCAUUAUCGCAUCACUCAUCCUGUGAAUGAGGCAUAUGCACUGUGGUUUGUAUCAAUUAUAUGUGAAAUUUGGUUUGCAAUUUCAUGGAUUCUUGAUCAGUUCCCAAAAUGGCACCCAAUUGAUAGGGAAACCCACCUGGAUAGAUUGUCCUUAAGGUACGAAAAGGAAGGUCAACCUUCUGAGCUUUCACCAAUUGAUAUAUUUGUGAGUACAGUAGAUCCCUUGAAAGAACCCCCUUUAGUUACCGCAAACACAGUGCUGUCAAUUCUUGCAGUCGACUAUCCUGUAGACAAGGUGUCCUGCUACGUGUCUGAUGAUGGAGCUGCCAUGUUGACGUUCGAAGCCUUGUCAGAAACAUCGGAGUUUGCACGGAAAUGGGUACCUUUUUGCAAGAAAUUUAAUAUUGAGCCCAGGGCACCUGAGUGGUAUUUUGCUCAAAAGAUGGAUUAUCUCAAGGACAAGGUGUUACCUUCAUUUGUGAAGGAGCGACGAGCUAUGAAGAGAGAGUAUGAAGAGUUCAAAGUUCAUAUUAAUUCUUUGGUUGCUAAAGCACAAAACGUUCCAGAAGAAGGGUGGACAAUGCAGGAUGGGACCCCUUGGCCGGGAAAUAACGUCCGAGAUCAUCCUGGAAUGAUUCAGGUAUUUCUAGGCCAAAACGCAGGACAAGACACUGAUGGAAAUGAAUUGCCACAUUUGGUAUAUGUCUCCAGGGAAAAAAGACCUGGUUUUAAUCACCACAAAAAGGCUGGUGCAAUGAAUGCACUGGUUCGUGUCUCUGCUAUUCUCACUAAUGCUCCUUAUAUGUUGAAUUUGGAUUGUGAUCACUACAUCAAUAAUAGCAAGGCUCUCAGGGAAGCAAUGUGCUUUAUGAUGGAUCCUUUGUUACGGAAAAAGGAUUGCUUUGUACAGUUUCCCCAGAGGUUUGAUGGAAUUGACAGGAGUGAUAGAUAUGCUAACCGGAACACUGUGUUCUUUGAUAUUAACAUGAAAGGCCUGGAUGGGAUACAAGGGCCUAUCUAUGUUGGGACAGGCAGUGUGUUUAGGAGACGAGCAUUUUAUGGUUAUGAUGCCCCGAAGUCAAAGAAGGCUCCUGGAAGAACCUGCAAUUGCUUUCCUAGGUGGUGUUUUUGUUGUUCUGAAAGGAAGAAAAAGAAAGCUAAAAUGGCUACUUCUGAGAAGAAAAAGAAGGAUUCAAUAGACAAUGUGAAGACACAUACACCUACUUUGGAGGAAAUUGAAGAGUCCAUUGAAGCAAGCGAGAGUGAGAAAACACCUAUGCUUCCUGAGAAAAAACUAAAGAACAAAUUCGGUCAAUCUUCUGCUUUUGUUGCCUCAACACUAAUUGAAGAUGGUGGAAUCCUUAAAAAUGCUAGCCCUGCCUCUUUGUUGAAGGAAGCCAUUCAUGUGAUUAGCUGUGGAUAUGAAGACAAGACAGACUGGGGAAAAGAGGUUGGGUGGAUCUAUGGUUCUGUUACAGAAGACAUUUUAACUGGUUUUAAAAUGCACUGCCAUGGAUGGCGAUCUAUAUAUUGCGUUCCCUCAAGGCCAGCGUUCAAAGGUUCUGCACCAAUAAAUCUAUCAGACCGACUGAAUCAAGUACUUCGUUGGGCACUUGGUUCUGUUGAAAUUUUUCUAAGCAGGCAUUGCCCGCUCUGGUACGGGUAUGGAGGAGGUUUGAAAUGGUUGGAGCGUUUGUCCUACAUUAACGCAACAAUAUAUCCAUUGACAUCAAUUCCUCUGGUGGCUUACUGCACCUUGCCUGCUGUAUGCUUAUUAACGGGACACUUUAUAAUUCCUGAGCUUAGCAAUUCUGCUAGUUUGUGGUUUUUGUCCCUCUUUAUCUGUAUAUUUUCGACUAGUGUCCUGGAAAUGAGAUGGAGUGGUGUUGGCAUCGAGGAUUGGUGGAGGAACGAGCAAUUUUGGGUCAUCGGAGGUGUUUCAGCACAUCUUUUUGCAGUCUUUCAGGGACUAUUGAAAGUACUAGCUGGUGUGGACACGAACUUCACUGUCACUUCAAAAGCAGGAGACGAUGAAGAGUUCUCGGACUUGAACUCAUUCAGGUGGACGACAUUGCUCAUUCCUCCAACUACACUUCUGAUACUAAACCUGAUUGGAGUAAUUGCUGGAAUUUCAAAUGCAAUUAACAAUGGAUACCAGUCUUGGGGACCUUUGGUGGGUAAACUCUUUUUUGCCUUCUGGGUUAUAGUGCAUUUGUAUCCUUUCCUCAAGGGUCUACUCGGACGCCAGAGCCGGGCACCUACAAUCAUCAUUGUCUGGUCAAUACUACUGGCUUCGAUACUCUCCCUUAUGUGGGUUCGAGUAGAUCCAUUCUUGGCCAAGUCGGAUGAGCCUGUACUGGAAGAAUGUGGGUUGGACUGUAACUAG